CCACGCUCCGCCUCGCGGCAGAAAUAACGCGGAAUAUCGGUCACAGACUCCGUUCAGAACGAACGAAUCUUGUUAAUUGCUGGACAGUACACCACUAGCACUAUCGCUGUGGACGGGGCGCGCGCGGACGUUUCCGUUCGAUAUUCGAAUCUCGUGAAAAGCGCGCGAACGCAAACACGACGCACUCCACUGACGUUUAUUUUUUUUUAUCACGCGCGCAAAGGCUGACAUUUAUAGAGCCUAAUUGAAAAAAAAAAUAUGCACGAUUAAUAAAAUUAAAGUGCAUAUCAGUAAGGUCAGCAUGGGUCUCGCGGGAUGUUUUCGUAACGUUUAUAUUAGGAAGAAAUAUCACGAUAAGUAAUCGGUCGAGUGCAAAUGUCGUUUGUUAUCGGUUCAUUUGGCAAGUGACAUACAACGGUGUAUGUUAUGUUUAAGUGGAGUACGGAGUAAAGACGUGGUUAAGGGACAAGCAUUCGCGGAAUCCCACGGUUGAUUCAUACACCGGUUAUCGUGUUUUGCAGCGAACGGCAAAAUGUGUGAGGUCACAAGUUGGAUUCCGCACGCCGUGGUGGAAACACUGCGCGACCGCUCCGCGCAGCCUGUCAUCGCUUGGCUGACUUCUAUCCGAGCCUCCAUUGAAGAAUACGACCCGCUCAUCGUCGUCCGACCACCGUCUUCUUCCUCGGAAAACUCAGAGUCAGACGGAGCGUUCGACGAAAUCCUAUCCCAAUUGGGCAAAGAAAUCUUCAAGCUAGAUGAAUACCAAAGAAACCUCACCCCGUCAGAAAAACAAGACGUCUCACUCAGCAUCCUCAACAUAUUCGACGAGUGUCUAGAAGGGAUGAGCCAUCAAACAGAAACCGAAACCAAAGUGAUAAGCGAACUCAAACCAAAACAUGUGUCGCACGAUAACAAAACAGUGCAGGAUUGCAGUGAUUCUAGUGUAUCGGACGUCUCUCUCGUUUCAAAUACCUCAUCUAAAAGUGUGAAAGUGACAAGGACUCCACCUCCAGUUCCCCCGCGAAAAUUCCCUAUAAAAACCCCCGUGUAUGACAACAUGGAGUUUAAAGACAACGUUAGCAGAUUAGAAUCGGAUAAAUUGGAAUCGGAUACAGACUCGGCAAGCACAUGUUGGAGUUACCAAGACUGUAAUAUAGAGAACCCUGAAGUGGAGAGUAAGGAUACGUACGCAGCAGUGUGGUCGCAUUCGACGGGUUUUCAUAACUCCGAUGAGAUUUUGCGUCGCGUAUUGUCGCAGGCGCAGCAAAGGGCGACGAUUUCUCGCUUAUCUUUCGAUACCGCGAGCGACUUCUCGCCGCAGCCGUUCUCGGUGUACGCGUUGCACGAGGUGGGAGAAAUCCACAGGUGCGACCCGACGUCACAAGUGCCAGUAGUCGAAAUGACGCCGGACAAGCCGAGCGACGACGGGUACGAGCCCGUACGGGACGCGCUGAACCUCACCGACGAGAACAUUUACGAGGAGAUAGAGUACGGGUACAGUUACACGGACGAGGGGUGUUCUUGUGGCGGCAGUGUGGAGGUGGAGAGUUGUUCUAUCAGCAACAGUUCCGAAGGUGUGGGCAGGGAGAGCCCUUUGUACGCGAAUCUGAGGGAUCACGACGCAUACGCGAUCCCUCCUGAUGUGAUAUUCUGGAAGAACUUGUUGCUGGACCCUUUUUAUAACGACGACGAAGAGGAUGAGUGGAUCACGCCAGAAGAGUGCGAGCUGUACAGCAGGGAGAGGCGACCACCCCUGGUCAUUCCCCGGAUCACGCAGUACCGCCCUCCGCCCCGCAGGGAUCCCAGACCUCAGAUACCAUUAUACCCUGAGGACCGUCUUCAGGAUGUGCCAGACAAGUCGUGGAACUGGUCACCGACGUCGGAACGCAGUCGUAUCGACAUCGCGCGGAGCUUCAACAAAGCCAAUUGUGAGAGCCCGCCGUUCUGGGCACAUAAGCGACUGGGUGGUUCAACAGAAAAUCUCCUCACAGCCGCCCGUCGCCCGAACCACCUCCAGCUACCACCUUCUUCAUCAGGAGACAGUCUAGAUGUGGAGGUCAGGGAGCGGGAGCCAGGAGCCAAGAAAGAGAGGAAGUCCAGGUCCAUGGUCGCGCCCAAACAGAAACCAAGGCCGCCUGUGGUGCCUCAAAGAGUGUUGAUACACCCACCCAUAGAAGCGCCGGUGAUCUUCGAAGGGCCGAUGAAGCGCACCAAGUUCAUGGAGGGAGGAAAGAAGAGUAAGAAGAACUGGACCGACUGCUACAUGAUCCUCACGCCUAGCAAGCUGGUGUUCUACAAGGACCAGCGGAGUUACGAGGCGACGAGAUUGCCCAAACCAAACAACACGCCGCCCAGUCCAACGGCGCCGCGUGCUGAGUUAGAACUGCCGCUCCUCAACGCGCACGUCGUGCAGUGCAUACAGCAGCACACGAGAAGGUACAUGCGUUCUCUGUUGCUGACGGUGGAACAUGACCAGUACCUGCUGCAGGACUUCACGGAAGAAGGUGCCAUACGACUGCUUAAGUGCAUACAGAAUGUCAUAUACAAACUUGGUCCUCCACCAUUGGACGACCGGCCCAGCCCCUACCAGAGUAGCAACACAGACUUAGAAAGCCUCGGCCGAACACCGCCAGUGUCGCGGCACGCUACACGGAGCAAGCAAAAAGCUGGCGGUAGUAGCAACGAGGAUUUAAGCGAUUCAACCGAAGUUUCCAUACAGAGGUCACACGUUAGAAGUAGGCUUAGAAAAUUCUUCGCCAAACGCCCCGCCAUGGAGGUGCUAGUGAAGAAAGGAAUCUAUAAAGAUGAGCCCGUAUUCGGUCGCAAGCUGGAGGAGGUGUGUCCGGCGUCGAGUCCGCGCGUGCCGGACUUCGUCAAGGCUUGUGUGAAAGAGAUCGAGAGCAGCGAAGAGAACCUCAGCACUGAUGGCUUGUACCGAGCCAGUGGCAACCUCAGCCAGGUGCAGAAGAUACGAUUAGAGAUCGAUCAGAACAACCUGUCAGUGAUCGAGAACAACACAGACAUCCACGUACUAACAGGUUCCUUAAAGUUGUUCUUCAGGGAACUGAAAGAGCCUCUCAUCCCCUGCACUUUAUUUGACAGGAUCCUUGCAGCCUGUUCAAUAAAGCCUAGAGAUGCCAGGGUAAAAGAGUUCCAGAGCAUCAUACAAGCAUUACCACAGUGCAACAGGGAUACACUCAAAUUUUUACUGGAGCACCUUUUGAAAGUUACACAAUACAGCGAACGCAACAGGAUGCACACCGCCAACCUAGCGAUAGUCUUCGGCCCAACACUCCUAUGGGCUCCCGAGGAACAGAAACACAACAUAGCCAUCGACUACAUACAGCAGAACAACGUUGUCGACAUACUACUUAACGAAUACAAAGAUAUAUUCGUAGAAGAGACCAAGGGCAAGAAGAAAGCGUGAUUUGGACUUAAAAGAUGAGUUUAGACUGUAAAAAUAUCCUAAAAACUUUAUAACGGGCAAGUUUUCCGGCAAUUUCUAGACGCAGAUAUGUGGCACGUGGCUGGCUAGACAAUUGUAAUGGUGAGUGAACCAAACACAUCGGUUUCUUUAACUGUCAGGCUAUAGUAAAGUAGGUAAUAUUAUAACACCAUUAACUUCGAGCCACUGCCAAAGAAAUUAUUAUUGUCUAUGGUCAUAUCUUAUUCAAACAGAUUAUAAUUGUAGCUUCCAUUUCUAAACUCUAUUAGUGACGUAUAGUUUUCAAGAUUGGUGCAAUGCAAUGAAGGUAAUCGCGAAAUGCCUGGAUGUGUGAUCUCUUAUACUUACCUAAUGUUUAAAAGACAUAUUAUUGUAUUUACUAGUAAUUAUAAUAAAGUGUCUAUUACAGUUAACUUGACGGCAUAGUAAAAUCAUAAAGUAGUGUGUGUGGUGCAAAAACGUCAUAAGUGCAAAAACAUUGAUAAAAUAGCGAUAUUAGUAAUUUAAAGAAAUAUACUUAGUGAAAAACUUAAAAAAUAACUCUAAAAUCAAUUUAAGAUUGGGUUUGAUUCGCUCCAGCUCCUUACUCCAGCUAGGUACAUAAUAACUAAUAAUGUCACAACUCAAAAAACUACAAUGUUUACAAUUUGAAAAAACUGUGUACAAAACUUUCAAGUUCAAAGUACGUUCGAAACUACAAAUUGUGUCUAUUAGCUAUAGAACUAAUGGGAGCACUAAUUUUCGUAUUUUUUAUUGUAUUUACAAUUAUGACGUUAUUGCACAAGACAAGCGAAUAAUGCUUUGAAUAAUGCAAACUUCCGUUUGUUACUCGUCCAAAAAUAUAUCGAAAUUAUAUGUAUGUGUUGUGAUUGUAAGCAAUAUUGUUAUGGAAAGACUGCACGAGGCUCUAGGGGUAAUAUUAUAAUACAUUUAAAUGAAUAAUUAUAUUAUAAAUAGAAGAAUAUAAUGUAUUUACGAAUAGUUCUAAUAAAAUGUCGGUAGAAACAUUUUGAUUGACGCAAGGGACUACGAUUUCUCGUCACUUCAUAUUAUUAUUAUUUGUGACAAAAGGUUUUAUGAUUAUUAAAGAAUAUUGGAUCUAAAUGUUUUUAAAGAAUAGUUGCUUCUAGUGUCUGUGGAAUGGAUACUUUUUUUUAUUCCAAAAACUUUUCAAGUUCUUUUAAUAAUUCUAAACUUUUUUUUUAGAACUUGGCUUUACAUGACCGUGCACCCUGGUCUUGUAAAGCCAAUACUGUAGACUUUUUUUGGGCCUGUGAAUUGAAUUCUUAAUUGCUUCUUACCAACUUACCUAAAUAGAAAAAGUUAAAAUGUCCCUUACGCCAAGAAAUUCCAGUGUCGACGUAAUAUUUUCGUGUAAGAAAAAUUUAAUCCCGAUUUAAAUAUGAAACACCAUUGUUUUGGGGCCAAAUCUGUAUAUAAUUGAGUCCUACUGUAUAGAGUAGGGCCCUUUUCUAUGACACUGAAAUUGUACCCACCCUUCAAAUUCGUUUUGUGACGUUAUUGACACCGUUUAAAAUAAUGUAAGGCCCGGACAUAUGGUACUAUCGUACUAAGGUCGGUAUCCAACCAAAAUGGAGAUAGGCGAAGAUGUGUUGGCGUCUACAAUUUGAAUGUCAUAGUAAAUAAGGGUCUAGGCUGUAAGCCAACUUAUUUUUGUGCCUUAAGCGAGAAGGCCUUGUAAAUAGUCAUCAUAGAUGAUUUAUCAGUUUGUGAUAA
This is a messenger RNA of Maniola jurtina (meadow brown), 5182 nucleotides long. Its product is annotated as rho GTPase-activating protein 9-like. The transcript has 13 exons. Lineage: Eukaryota; Metazoa; Arthropoda; Insecta; Lepidoptera; Nymphalidae. The record is from RefSeq and is a predicted model, not a curated record. Gene Ontology annotation, cellular component: cytoplasm. Gene Ontology annotation, biological process: regulation of GTPase activity; signal transduction. Bases 533 to 3427 code for a protein of 964 amino acids.